UUGACAUUGACGAAAGAAUAUACAUUAGUAAACGACACAAACAGAAACAUUAAAUUUUAAUAUAAAACAAAACGUAAAAAUAUCAACUAAACAUAUCUUUCGAUUUAAAAAAAAAAUUGAAGGAAAAAUGCAAGAAGAUUUAGAGGUGACAGGGGUAUCUCGCAGUGGUAGAGUUAGAAAGAAAAGUUCGAAAUUGAUGGAUUUUGAAUCGCCUGACGACAUUGAGACCAGAUUUCGUCGUCAAACUCCACUGAAGACCUAUUCGAAUGUUAAACACGAAGAGCAAGUGGAAUACCAGGAACCAACACCACAGAGGCCGGUCGAGGAAGCUGGUACUGCUUCCGGAAGUGAAUCGGAUUACUAUGAGAACAAUGCAGACAAUGGUGAAAGCAUGGAAUCCGACAGCUCAGUCUCGGACGAAGGCUCUGCACGUACACCUGCAAAUUCCUUGUACAUGAUGGAGAAGAGUAAGAAAAAGGUCAUUGUUAAGGACGGUAGAGUCAUUGGACGGGCCAAGGCUCAAAGAAAGGAUAAAGGCAAGACACGCAUAACAGCGUACAUGAUGUGGGCUAAAGAGGCUCGCAAUGAUCUCCUUAGAAAACAUCCCGACUUGGACUUCUCAGCGAUAUCGAAACGGCUCGGAGAAAUGUGGGCUAAUGUAAAUUACAAUGAAAGAUACUUGUGGAAGAGAAAAGCAAAACGGUUUGCGAUGCAGAAGGAACAGAAUCAACCUGUCGUUAACAAGAUCAUAUCUAAUCCAAGUAUCCGGCCGGCCCUCGGCCAGGGCCCCGGCAGGCCCCCCGCGGGCCGCGCGCCUGCUCCCCGCCCCGCGCCCCCCACUCCGCCGCACCAGUCCCUCGUGGUAAGUACCGUAGCGGCGGGCGGCGGCGGCGGCGCGGGCGCGUUCCGCGUGUCGGGCUGCGGCGCCGCCGAGGUCGCCGCGCACCUGCGCCUGCUCGGGGAGAGCCUCGCCAUCAUCGGGGAGCGCCUCAAGGAGCACGAGGGUCAGAUCGCGGUGUCGGGUUCUGUGUCGGUGCUGCUGGACACGCUGCUGUGCUCGCUGGCGCCGCUGCUGGCGGUCGCGCGCGCCGUCCCCGCCAUCGCGCCCCCCCCGGCCCUCAUGCGGGACACCCUCCACAACAUCGCCUACAUCAUGCCCGGCCUGUAGGAGUCGUCCAGUACAUAACGGGUUUGUGUAUCUAAUAUAUGUUUUGAGUAAUCAA
Nymphalis io (European peacock) is the source of this 1223-nucleotide messenger RNA. Its product is annotated as HMG box-containing protein 4. NCBI's taxonomy places the organism in Eukaryota, Metazoa, Arthropoda, Insecta, Lepidoptera, Nymphalidae. The transcript has 8 exons. The coding region runs from base 128 to 1168 and encodes 346 amino acids. The record is from RefSeq and is a predicted model, not a curated record.